GCGGCGUCGCCGCCGCAACGGGAGACCGGGAACACGCAGCGCUGGCCAUAGCGGUGUGACCUGUGACUGUAUACGGGCCCGGGGAAAGGUGUUUUCUGUGAGGGACCACACGCGCCGCUAGUCUCCUCCCCCAGAGGGGCGUGGCGCAGUAGCCCCUCCCCGCCGUGUGUAACCCAUUCUCUCUCUCCCUUACCCAGAGACCAGCGCGCUCCGUCCUUGUUGGCUUCGCCAUUUUGAGGGAACCGCGACGCAGGAGAAGGAGCAUCACCGCCCGCAGCCGCCAUCGCCCACCCCGCUUACACUGUCUUCGAGCGGCGCCCGUCAUACCCAGCGGCCAUCAUGAGCUCCCCGAUUAACGUGAAGAAGCUGAAGGUGUCCGAACUGAAGGAGGAGCUGAAGAAGCGGCAGCUCAGCGACAAGGGGCUGAAGGCCGAGCUGAUGGAGCGGCUGCAGGCCGCCCUGGACGAGGAGAGCGAGGCUGGCGGCGGCCCGGCGGCAGGAGGCCUGGAGGAAGCAGCGGAGACCGGGGAGGGAAAGGAGCAGGGCGGCGGGGAGGAAGAAGAGGAGGAGGACGAGGAAGGCAUGGAGGUGGGCGGAGAGAACGGAGCCGAAGCUGCUCAGGACGAGGCAGCCGAGGAGGCGGCAGAGACCGGCCAGGAUGACGAGAACGGGGAUGACCAGGGCUUCCAGGAGGGUGAGGAGGAGGAUGAGGAAGAUGAGGGAAUCCCCGUGGGGCUAGAGGAGGAGGAGGAUGAUGACGAGGAGGCGCAGCAGGCAGAUGAGAACGGUAGCGGGAAAGAGGCCGGGGGGAGCGGGCCGCGGCCUCUCAUGGGCAUCAAAUGUGAAGAGGCCGGCGCCUCCGGGAGAAGCGAUGGAAAAGAUCAGAAGGAUAAGAAAAGAGGCGUCAAAAGGCCACGUGAAGAUCAUGGCCGCGGGUAUUUUGAGUAUAUUGAAGAAAACAAAUAUAGCAGGUCUAAGUCCCCUCAACCUCCAGUUGAAGAAGAAGAUGAGAAGCUGGAUGAAACCAGUGUUCUUCUUGACACUUAUAACUCUGACCUUCACUUUAAAAUUUCACGUGAUCGUUUAAGUGCUACUUCUCUCACUAUGGAGAGUUUUGCAUUCCUCUGGGCUGGUGGCAGGGCUACAUAUGGUGUUACUGAAGGCAAAGUUUGCUAUGAAGUGAAGAUCACAGAGAAGAUACCUGUAAAACACUUGUACACUAAAGACAUUGAUGUGCACGAAGUGCGUGUUGGUUGGUCCUUAAGCUCCACCGGGUUCAUGCUAGGUGAAGAUGAAAACUCUUAUGGCUAUUCACUGAAGGGAUCUAAAUAUUGCAACGGUGUUGCUGAAGACUUUGGUGAGAAGUACGAUGAGAAUGAUGUCAUCACCUGUCUUGCUAAUUUUGAAGGUGAUGAAAUUGAGCUUUCCUACAUGAAAAAUGGUCAGGAUCUUGGAGUGGCUGUAAAAAUUGACAAAGAUGAUUCUUCAUACAAGGCGUUAUACCCACACGUUCUCUGCCACAAUUGUGCUGUAGAGUUAAACUUUGGUCAACAGGCUGAACCAUUCUUUGCAAUUCCUGAAGGAUAUUCAUUUAUUCAAAAUAUCCCGCUUGAAGAUCGUGUGAGAGGACCGAUAGGGCCUGAACAGAAAAAGGACUGUGAGGUAAUAAUGAUGAUCGGCUUGCCAGGAGCUGGAAAAACAUCAUGGGUCACUAAGCAGGUUUCAGAGAAUCCUGGGAAGUAUAAUGUCCUUGGAACAAACAGCAUUAUGGAAAGAAUGAUGGUUGGUAAUAAGAAGAUGACUGACACAGUAAAACUAAAUGCUUUGCUUCAGAGGGCCCCACAAUGCCUUAGCAAGUUCAUUGAAAUUGCUGCUCGUAAAAAAAGGCACUUUAUUCUUGAUCAAACCAACGUGUCUGCUGCUGCUCAGAGGAGGAAAAUGUGCCUGUUUGCAGGCUUUCAGCGUAAAGCGGUUGUUGUGUGCCCAAGUGAUGAGGUGUAUAAAGAGAGAACUCAGAAAAAGGCUGAGGUGGAGGGCAAAGACCUGCCAGAACAUGCUGUUCUUAAGAUGAAAGGGAACUUUACACUACCAGAAGACAGCGAGUGCUUUGAUGAAAUAAUUUAUGUUGAAUUGCAAAAGGAAGUAGCAGAGGAACUUGUAGAACAGUACAAAGAAGAGAGCAAAAAAUCCCUUCCCCCUGAGAAGAAGCAAAAUCUAGGAGUUAAAAAACUUAACAAGAACAAAAACAACAAGACCAGAGGUGGAAUGCCCCAUGGCCAUGGUGGACACAGAGGCCGUGGAGGCGGAGGCUACAAUAUGCGUGGAGGAAACUUCAGAGGUGGAGCUCCAGUGAAUCGUGGAGGAUUCAACAGGAGGGGUAACAUGCCACAGCGUGGCGGUGGUGGAGGAGGUGGAGCAAUUGGCUACCCAUAUCCCCGCCCACCUGUCUACCAUAACAGAGGUGGCUACGGCAACCGUGGGAACUUUGGACGUGGCGGUGGUGGUGGAGCUGUAAUGCCCAGCCGUGGAAACUACAACCAGAACUUUAGAGGAAGGGGAAACAACCGCGGCUUCAAAAACCAUUCUCAGGGUUACAACCAGUGGCAACAGCAGGGUCAAUACUGGGGUCAAAAGCCAUGGAGCCAGCAGUACCACCAAGGAUAUUAUUGAAUACCCAAAUAAAAAUGAACUGAUACAUAUUUCUCUUCAAAACCUUCACAAGAAGUCGACUGUUUUCUUUAGGCUAACUUUUAAAAACAUUCCACAAGAGGAAGUGCCUGUGGGUUCUUUAUUGGUUUUGUUUAAAUCUUGUUUUAGUUGCAUUUUUUUUUGGGUUGACUUUUUUUUCUUUUGUACAUUUUUAUUGCAGUUUUUAAGUGAUUGCUAAGAACCUCAGCAUUGUGCACAGUAAGAGAAUGUGUCAGUAUUUAAGGGUUCUACAUUUUUUAUCUGUACAAUUUCAUUUAUUUUCUUUUUUUACCAUACAAAAAAAGUAAAGAUGUUGCUUUGUACCUGGUGUCUUUUUAUUAAGGAAUUUACUCCAUUAAGCCCACUGGAAGGAAGUCAGGCUAUAUGGUCAAAUAGCUCACAUGCUUACAUUGUAGACUUGUGUAGUGGUUCUUAGUCACCAUGUAAUUACCCAUCGCCUCACUAGUCUAAGGACUUGAGUGCUUAAAGUCUAUUUGCAGCAUAAGAGAAUAGUCUGAAAAAGAAGCUUUCUGAGAGAUUGGAGUGUCAUUGGCUCUUAAUGUUCUACUUUACCUGUGGAAACCGCAGACUUUAACUUGUGAAGGUUUAACACGUUUUUGUUUGUUUUUUUUUCAAUUGUUAAACAUUUUGAUUCUGCAGAGAAAAGGCUUAACUGCCUGUUUCUUACUAAACUAAACUUGUUGUAAUCUAGUUGUCUGAUGGGAUCUAUAUGAAGUUAGCCGUGUUUGUAUCUCCACUUUCCCCUUCCCAUGCAACUUAUAAUUUGCCUACUAUGCUUGUAGUUGCACCAUCAUUGUAAAUGAAUGAAAUUGUGAGUUAAUAUUACGACAUAGGAUUUCUUUUUGCAAUAAUGUCAGUUCUUUAUAUUUUGCCUGCUCACCUCUAACAAGGGUGAGCUGGAAUACAUCCGUAGAACUUUAUUUGCAAUAAAUAAAAGUGAAUUACACUCUUGUGUUUGGGAUUGUCACAAACUUUUAAGAAACCUAAUCCCUGCCCCAUAAAACUGCCAUGUCUGCGUUAUGCUUAGACUUGACUGCAAUUAAAGAGAUGAAAGGAAUGUACUGAUAUCCACACUCUUUCCACUAUAAAGUAGUGGAUUGGGAUUCCGUCCAUUUUACAGCAGUUUGGCCUUGGUCCGUAUGCACAUCAUUAAAGGCCUUGACAUGGCAGUCACCUCUUAUACACCAGCUGCUUUAUUUUGCUACCCAAGACCUGUGCAAAGCAGUUCAGCGGUGUCCCAACCCUGCGAUGAGAAGCAUGGUGUAAAGUAACCUGUUACACGGAGGGAUUUUCACCUAUGUCCCAGCUGAAUGGUACAAAAUACUUUGGAGCAACUGACGUUCUGUGGCUUAAUGCCCUUAAGGUAAAGUUUGACAAGCUAUCUGCCUCCCGUCUCUUAACUAUGGAUGGGAGUAUCUCCUAUGAACUGACUUUGUAAAUAAAGUACAUGCUUGACCAUUAUUUUAACUAACAAGUUUCCGGUAAGUGUAUACCUCCGUUAAUCCCUUUUACAAAAAGGGAUCUUCCCCUAUUCUAGUCUGAAAUAAAGUACUCCUAAUUUC
This is a messenger RNA of Pseudophryne corroboree (corroboree frog), 4271 nucleotides long. RefSeq names its product heterogeneous nuclear ribonucleoprotein U (gene HNRNPU). Gene Ontology annotation, cellular component: centrosome; mitotic spindle midzone; mitotic spindle microtubule. The transcript has 14 exons. Gene Ontology annotation, biological process: RNA localization to chromatin; positive regulation of attachment of mitotic spindle microtubules to kinetochore; negative regulation of transcription by RNA polymerase II. The coding region runs from base 340 to 2670 and encodes 776 amino acids. Lineage: Eukaryota; Metazoa; Chordata; Amphibia; Anura; Myobatrachidae. The record is from RefSeq and is a predicted model, not a curated record. Gene Ontology annotation, molecular function: transcription corepressor activity; poly(G) binding; RNA polymerase II cis-regulatory region sequence-specific DNA binding.